Messenger RNA from Varanus komodoensis (Komodo dragon), 2151 nucleotides. It is a transcript of the gene TCN2, whose product is annotated as transcobalamin 2. The record is from RefSeq and is a predicted model, not a curated record. Bases 229 to 1554 code for a protein of 441 amino acids. The transcript is spliced from 10 exons. Gene Ontology annotation, biological process: cobalamin transport. Lineage: Eukaryota; Metazoa; Chordata; Lepidosauria; Squamata; Varanidae. Gene Ontology annotation, molecular function: cobalamin binding.
AACAGCCGGCAGCGGGAGGGAGGGCCUUGCGCCGGGAGUUCUGCUUACUAGGCAGAUGUGGAAGGCAGGCGAGCGCCUUUGUCCCUGGAUGCACGUCUUUCGCAACUGGACUGGCGUGAUAAAGCAGUGGCAUUCGCCCAAGGCCUUCCUGUCUGUGGACGGAUUCUUGGACUCGCCGCUGGAGCGCUCACUGCAUCCUGGACUGCUGCUUUUGCUCCUGACACAGGCAUGGAUCCCAGGUGGCUGUCUGUUCUCUCCCUCCUUCUCCACAUCCCAUUUGCCUCAGCACAGCAGUGUGAAAUUCCUAGAGGAAAUGCUGAAGCUGUCCGGUCGCUGAACGCAGUGCUCCUGAAGGUCGCGGCAGAUCCGUCCAGACCCCCGAACCCCAGCAUCUACCUCGCCCUUCGCCUCUCGGAUCAGCACAACUUCACCACCGAAAGGCAGUACCUCAAGCGCCUGGUGGAGAUAUUUCAGCCCAACACUGGCAGCCCCCCGUCUGAAGUCGACUACGAGGAGCGGUUUGGGACCGGCCAGCUGGCCCUCUACCUCCUUGCACUGCGGGCCGCGUGCCAGAACAUGAGGACCGUUGCACGGAAUCAGCUGAUCACGCAGCUCAAGAUGCACCUGCAUAAGGAAAUGGAGCACAUUGGCAACCAGAGCAUUGGCCACCCGCUCAGCAACUACUACCAGUACAGCUUGGGUGUCCUGGCCAUGUGUGCGCACCACAAGAAGAUCGACGAGCACGUGAUCGACAAGCUCUUGGACGCGGAAGAGAAGGGCAAGUUUCAGCUCGACCACAAGUUCUCCGUGGACACCGCGGCCAUGGCUGGCUUGGCCUUUGGCUGCCUCAAAGACAGCCACUUCUACACGGCCCCACUGCUGGCCAAGCUCAGCCAGGCAGUCCAGCGUGUGACGGGGAACAUCCUGCUGCCUGAGCCGCAGGAGGGGAUUUCCGGGAACAUCUACAGCAGACCUCUGGUGAUGCAGCUUCUGAUGGGCACAAGGACGGACCAUCUGUGUGCCCGAGACAUGCACACCCUGCUGCACGGCCUGGCGCGGGGGGUCUUCCACAACAGCCUCAUCCAGUCGCAACUGCUGCCCGUGCUGUACGGCAAGAGCUACCUGGACAUUGCUGACAUGCGGUGCCACGCGGAAAGAGGUGCCGGGGAGGCAGACUCCCUGAUCCCUGACCUGUCAUCUCCGGAGCCUCGGAGGCCCAGCCAGACAGGGGAGCGCAUCGCCGUCCAUCUGGUUGUGUAUCACCCAUCGAAUCUGAAACUGCUGUACAAGCGGCUCCUGAAAGCCCCCGCUGGCUCCUCGCUGCUGGAAAUUCUGAUGGCUGCCACGAAGCUGGGCCAGAAGCCCCUUAGAUUCCAGACCGAGAACACCCUCUCUGGCCCGAUGAUCACCGCUAUGAUGGGUGUGAAAGCCCGGAAAGGAGAACGCAAAUACUGGAGGAUUCUGGGAGGAGGGCACAGGAUUCUGGAGCAAGGCAUUGCUGACUACAUUCCACAAGAUAGAGAAACCAUCUCUUUUCGAUUUGUUUCGUGGUAGAAGCAGCUCCUGGCCUCCUUGGCUGGCGUUGCUGUCCUCGCCCAUUACUGGAACACAUGGCGUUGAUGCUGGAGAGCUGCGACGUGAUCUCUUUCUUAUCAACAUCUUGGCAUUUUAAAAUAUAAAUCAAGAUUUUACUUGCAGGCAAAGGAUCCAUUGACUUCCAAGAACGCCUCUUUGGUGGACAUGCCUCUCUGAUGGAGCGGACCGUCUGAACCAGGCUUGAAGGGAAAACAUGUGGCCAUUGGGCUCAUGGAUCCUGCCUCAGUUCUGCUACUGUUCAUGCUGCGACGGAGCACCACUGCAGGCCCAUCCCAAGCUAUUCUUCCAGGUCUGGUGGGACCACUUGGCAGCACCGCCUGUGCUGUUGCCGUAGUUCAGAUAUCGGAAGGCAUGUCGAGACGUACCCUCAAAUGCACAUGGGUUCACAGGCGUUGCUAAAAUGCGGCUGCUCAGGUGGACACUCGCGUGCUGCACACGUGUCCAGAACAGCCCGGACUCCGGUGCCAAAUCUUAACACAGCAAAACAAAAUUGCACGUUUCAGACUGUAAAUGCACGAGGUUGACAAAACAAGACUGUGACAUGUGAAAACCUAA